Dentiscutata erythropus is the source of this 192-nucleotide messenger RNA. The record is from the annotation of a GenBank genome assembly. NCBI's taxonomy places the organism in Eukaryota, Fungi, Glomeromycota, Glomeromycetes, Diversisporales, Gigasporaceae.
AUGUGGGUUUUUUUCGAAGUUUCCCAACCAUGGAUCGAGGUAUGCAAGAUCGUCUGUAAGGCGUCAAUUGCUGCAACGAAGUAUCCGGAACUACAACCAGCAAGCUGGGGCGCUAUAAAUAUGCAAAAGCUAAUUAAAGCCAUGAAAGCGUGUGAUAACUCUCCCACAUCAACAUUGUUACCUCAUCCUUAG